UCAAAACAUGCGAAGGUCCGCAACAACAGAGCGAAAAAAACGACGAAAACUCAAAAGAAAGCAACAAUUGCAUUAGUGACAAUGAAGGGCUGGUAGCAAUGAGCGAAAAGUCCCAGCACUGCUAGCGUUCGAUACGACCCAACAACUCCAGUCCAUUUAACCGCAAUUGCUCCAACCAAACCGCAUGGCUGUGUGCUGCAACGCGUGUCGUGCUACGAUUUAGCCCCAAUGGUGGUCGUGGUUUAUCGUGGACCUUGAAAAAAGGUUUCGGAAGCUUGCCCUCACCAGUGUAUUGAUUUUCCCCGACCAAAAAAACAUGGUGACAGACUAGGUGGCUUUGUGGAGCUGUGAAAACACGGCUGCAAAGAAAGAAAUGCUGCUUCCCAUGCUGGGGCAGCGUCUAGUGAGUUGUGCAAGUAGCAAGAGCAUGCUUGUGCGUUUUUUCCUGUCGUGUUUCGAGAAAGCCAGCCAAAAGUGCAGCUGCACAGCUAAGGCCAGCUGCUGCUGAUGGGAGCGUUGCAUCAAAACAAAUGGUGUGAGACAGAAUGGUUAGGGAGCCAGCCCAGCCCCGGCCCUUACAAAGUCCGUGUCUGCGUGUGUCCAGUCCAGUGUGCGCUUGGUAGCAUCAAAUUGCAUAAUGCGAAAGGCUUUGGGAAGGAUACAUGUCCUCUAGACAGCGCGUUGGUAGUGAUGGUGUAUUGGGGAGAAGUGCGCGGGAAGGAAGCCCGUAGAAAGCGCAGCAACGCGUCCGGUGGAGAAUGCUAAAGGUCAACCGUCAGAGCUUCGCCUGUUAUGUUCUGCCCGUUGUCAUUGUUACAGUAAUAGUAUUAGCUGCAUCAUCGCUAGCGGCAGUCGAGGAAGUAUUGUAGUAUUUACCGCCGAUAAAGCAGUAGCGCAAUCAGUGGUAGCCGACGGACGUGGUGUUUUGUGCUUGUGCGUCAUCGUAGGCUGGGAAGUGGAAUAAGUCAUUAUAGCAUCCAGCUGAGAGAGCGCAAAGUUGUCCGAAAUUUCCCCAUCCACUCUGGGAGGCGAGCGUUGCGCACCCGGUGCCCUUAAAGCGUGCUUGUGUGUCUAUUUACGCACAAGAGUAUUAUCGCAAUCGGCUAAUGUGUUGAGUGAACGGCCCGGAUAAAGUCCUGCACACUCACGCACACACAAGAGGACACAACGUAGGCCUGCCGAUGGCCAAUGCAGGUCAGCACAUAUUACUUCGAUCGGCUGUAGUGAAUUACGUUACUGGAAAGGUGUCAUAUGCAGUUACUGCUUAGCCUGGUCCGGUCGUUUUCAUCCGGAGUGGCAAUAUUAGGCAAAGGAGGCUGUUGUGUAGAGCCGGGGCGAGUGGAACGUGAUUUCCCAUUUUUACUUCUGCACACACGUUUCCAUAGGAACGAUCGAUUUUGAAGUGAAAGAAGCAAAAACAACAUCAUUCGCCAUCCAGCAUGGGCGGCUCAGUUAGCCAAGUGUUUCGGUCCGGCAGCGCGCUGCUCUCCAACCGCGACGGCCACAAGGUGUCGGAAACGACGGUUGAAAAGGUGAACACAAUCUUCGACGCACUCAGGGCAAAUCCAAAGAUAUCGAUACAGCGGCUAGAGCCACUGUUGCUUCAAAUACCGAAGUACGAAAAUAUCCUUGCGAUACACGACGAAACAGGAUACAAUUUGCUGCAGAAAAGCGUAGGACUAAACCAUGUAGAACUAGCUAGGUGGCUACUGCAAAGACAUCGCCCGGAUGUGAACCGGAGCUCGUGUUCCUUACCACUACACAUAGCCUGUCUGAAGGGUUACGAAGAAUGUGUGGAGCUGCUGCUUAAACACGGUGCUAGAAUAGAUACCGAAGCAAGGAUGUGCUUUCCCGGUGCACACUCGCACAACUGCGAAGAGAGUGGGAAGUACAAAAAUCAAGGGGACGAUGUGAGGGUUUGCGAGCGACCGAACACGAAGCUGCAGAAUGCCGUCUGCUACGCGAUCGACGGCGAUCAGAUCAAUGUGCUGAACAUACUGGCUCAAAAGAUGGAGGAACCGUGGAUGCCGUUCCGGGUGCGGAAGCCGCUGCUGCACAUUGCCUGCGAGCGGGGCGCCUGGAAGUGUGUGCAGCAUCUCGUGCAGACGCGCUCGGACGAGAUCAAUCUGAUCAAGGACGAGUACUACCCGAUCCACCAGGCGGUGCUGCACGACGGACGCUUUCUGGAGCUGCUGAUACAGCACGGUGCCAUCACGACGGUGCGCACCUGCACGCAGCAAAUGACGCUGCUGCAUGUUGUGAUCCUGGCGGCGAGAAAGUCGGCCGAAGACACACUCACCACAAUCCGUAUACUGUUGGAGCGGGGCUGCAAGGAACUGAUCAAUAGUCCCGAUUCUUUGGGCAACACCCCACUGCACGCGAUCAUCGUACGGUAUGCCCUAGAGGAGGCCAGAUAUGGCUACGACAAGUGGAACAAAUGGGAUGUGUUGCAUUUGGUGCGCUUCCUACUGCAGAACGGUGCUAAGAGCUCAAUCAAUCAAACAGGAAACAGUGCGCUUGCCUGCGUCUUUCGCCAUAUACGAGACUGGGAGGUUUGCUACGAGCUGCUGAACAUGCUCAUCAAAGAAGGAGGAGACCCCAAUAUUGUUGGUCGGGAUGGAUCCGUUCCUAUUAUGGUCUGUUUAGUGCCACUUAUCAACAAGGAUCCGCUGCACCAUUUCACACACUCAAUGAAGGUCUGCUAUUUGAACUGCAUUCGAAUACUGUUACAAAACGGCGCCAAUCCAAACUGCUCCUAUCGCUCCAACCUGACGCCGCUCCACGUGCUCAUCUUCACCGUCUCCGAGAACUUUACGCUCAACUGUGAUAUCCAGAAACGCGCCAACUUUGACUUUAUCAAAAACAUUCUCCUGCUGCUGCUGCAGUACGGGCUGGACUGCAACAUCACCUCCCAGCACAUCCUGCAGUCGGUGAUCGACAUGAUCGUCAACGUGCGCACCUGCCCGGACAUUCUGUGCGUGUACGAGCUGCUGCUGCUGCUGAUCCAGUACGGCAUCGAUCCAAACAUUUCGCUCAGCAACAAGCUGAUGGCUAAUGGGGCGAGCAGCAGCAACUCUUCCAUCAUUUUCGUAAACGAUUUCAUCAACUUCGGCGGUAUACGUGGUGCCGCACCGGGUGGUGCGGUGGACGCUACCGCUUCCGGCAGUGCCAGCAGUGCCGGCGGCCCCAGCAAUGGUGGACCGGGUGGAGUGGUGGUGACGGGCGGUGCUGGAGGAGGAGGCAGUGGUGCUUCCUCAGCGGCAAACGGGAACGGCGGUGGACCGGGCGGGUCGGGCACCGGCGGUCCCUCGAAUGGGAACGAAAACCUGCGCAGCUCGUUCCGCAACAAUGCACGCAACUAUCUGCUGUUCUACUACAUUAUGCUGAUCACGCGCAAAGAGUUCAUUCUACUCGACCGGGAGCAAACGUACCAGCGCAUCAUCUACCUGUUCUACUACUCGAUGAAGCACGAACCACUGUUCAACUGCCUGAAGACGCUGCACAAUCUGCUGAUCGCGCAGGUGCCGCACCGGUCGAUCGACAACCUGCGCCACCUAAUCAUUACACUGUACAAGAAGCCGCGCAGCCUGAAGCAGCUGUGCCGCGUCUGCAUCUACAACAGCCUGGACAAGAAGCUGGCCCCGAACAUAGCGCGGCUGAAUCUGCCCGGUCCGUUGAAAGAGUACGUGAUGAACUUCGACAAGUAGAGCCACUGACGGCCGAACACGAGCGGGGAUGAGCCACCUUUCACCAUUCACAAUUAGAUACACUCGCUAGUUAAAGGAAUAUAGCUAAGGAUCUCCAAAGCAAUCUUAUGCCACGAACAAAGACAUCUUUAGUUUAAGUCGUUUUUCGACCGUAGCUGACCGUAGAAUGGUCUGAAGAAAAAACACUCCCAAUCGAAUGUAGCUAUAAACGAAAGCGCCAGGAAACGCGUCCAUGAAGGAUGACUAAGCGCCCCAAAGCCUAAUCGAUGUGUCCUAAACAGCCCGUAAACAAAAAAUGAAAACAAUCGUACACGUAUAAAUAUUGUAAAGCUCGCAGUGAGCUAGCAACAAAAAAAAGAACAUGAAAAUAUGUAUGUGUGUUGUGUGUAUAAUGUAAAUAUGUUGUAGCGUUUACUAAGGAACCACACUUUUAUAGGUAGUUGGUUAGAUAAAAAAGUACAUGCGCUCGUGCAGCCGGAGUGGAAGGCGAAAAAUGGAGAGUGUGGUGGUGGUGGUAGUGGUGUGCACAUGAAGCAACAUCGAUGCAGUAGAUAUGAAUAACGAAAUUAUACGAUCAGGCACACAAACACACACACUUGCUUCCGGUUGCACGCCAGCUGGAGCAGUCGUCACGAACAAACGAACAAAUAUAUCAAACAAAAUAUAUGCAAGCGUGUGUACAAUGUGAAUGUAUGGGCGGAGGGGGCGGAACGAAGGGAGAGUUUCGCCGCUUGGAAAACACCGAAUUUCUUCAGCACACUUCAGAUAGGACUGAAAAAUCAAUCAAACUAAAAACUGAGCAUACAUUGUAGAUGGCGCGGAACGAAAAAGAACGGAAAACACAGAGGAAGCUGCGAAAGAAAGUAUUUUGUGCGCUGUGCCGUAAACAAUCCGUUUGUAAGGAGCUGUCCAACCGAUGUGGCAUACAAAAUAUUCGACGGAUUUGCAUGCAAAUGUGAAAGUAAUAAAGAGUUU
Molecule: messenger RNA, 4682 nt
Organism: Anopheles merus
Lineage: Eukaryota; Metazoa; Arthropoda; Insecta; Diptera; Culicidae
Product: ankyrin-3
Exons: 9
Coding region: 1440-3707 (755 amino acids)
Biological process (GO): intracellular signal transduction
Molecular function (GO): protein binding
Source: RefSeq, a predicted model, not a curated record